Molecule: messenger RNA, 999 nt
Organism: Rhizophagus irregularis DAOM 181602=DAOM 197198
Lineage: Eukaryota; Fungi; Glomeromycota; Glomeromycetes; Glomerales; Glomeraceae
Source: RefSeq, a predicted model, not a curated record
AUGGUUUACGUUUUAUUUAAAAAUAAACUUAUAUUUAUUAUAGCGAUUGUUAUAAUAUUUUUUACCACUAAUUUUACCUUUACGACUUACGAAUCAAUUAAUUCAAUUAGUAACACUCUUCAAAAACGACAAGGACCAGGACCAGGACCAGGCGGCGGAGGUGGAGAUGGCGGUAAAGCACCAGGCGGCGGAGGUGGAGAUGGCGGUAAAGCACCAGGUGGAGAUGGAGGUAAAGCACCAGGUGGAGAUGGCGGUAAGGCACCAGGUGGAGAUGGUGGUAAAGCACCAAAUGGUGGAGAUGGCAAAGCACCAGCAGGUGCACCAGCAGGUGGAGAUGGUAAAACACCAACAGCAGGUGGAGAUGGUGGUAAAGCACCAGCAGGUGGAGAUGGUAAAACACCAACAGCAGAUGGAGAUGGUGGUACAACACCAGCAGCAGGUGGAGAUGGCAAAGCACCAGCAGGUGGAGAUGGCAAAGUACCAGAUGGUGGAGAUGGCAAAGCACCAGAUGGUGGAGAUGGCAAAGCACCAGAUGGUGGAGAUGGCAAAGCACCAGCAGGAGAUGGUAAAGCACCAGCAGGUGAAGAUGGUAAAGCACCAGAUGGUAAAGCACCAGCUCCACCUCCACCUCCACCUCCAAAAGAACCACCAAAAGAACCAGCACCAGCACCAGCACCUCCACCUGAAGAGCCACCAAAAGAACCAGCACCAGCUCCAGCUCCAGCUUCAGCUCCAGCUCCACCAAAAGAGCUACCAAAAGAACCAGCUCCACCUCUACUUCUAAAAGAACCACCAAAAGAACCAAAGGAACCACCUCCACCGCCUAAAGCACCCAAACCACCAGCACCAGCACCAGUACCACCAGUACCACCAUCAAUACCACCACCGCCAAAAGGUGCACCAGCGCAAGAUGCAGCAAUUGAUGCACCAUCACAAGAAGUUAUAAACUGCGGCUGCAGCAGAUAUCAUGUGUCCGUUAAAUUAAUUUGGAGAGAUUAG